Messenger RNA from Babesia bigemina, 720 nucleotides. RefSeq names its product single-strand binding protein, putative. Lineage: Eukaryota; Apicomplexa; Aconoidasida; Piroplasmida; Babesiidae. Gene Ontology annotation, molecular function: single-stranded DNA binding. The record is from RefSeq and is a predicted model, not a curated record. The coding region runs from base 1 to 720 and encodes 239 amino acids. The transcript is spliced from 4 exons.
AUGGGAAUGUUCGAAUUAUGGAAGCGUAAGGGUCGCGUCCUUCCGUUAUUUUGCAUGGUCGCCCUGCUUGCGCACGGCAACUGUCUUCGUCUGUCCAACUCGUCCGUCUGCACAGCCUUCCUCGCCUCAUCUAUGCCUAUUCGAGGAUCGGUGCAAUGUAUGAAAUCUCAAGAAGAUGAAUUGGGUGGUAUGUCGCCUGCCGAUGAUGAAUAUUACAAACAUGAUGCGGGUGGCUAUUUUAUGGACGAUGCGCCUCGCGCUCCUGAAGGGAUGUCUCCCACUCUCAAUACGGUGACCCUGUGCGGGCGUAUUGGUUUUAUUGAUCAGCCAGUAUCGCUGGGUAACGGUAACAAGGCACUGCGGUUGUCCAUAGCAACAAACGACGUAGGUUUAAGCGUAUGGUUUAACAGUUUGAAGCGCGGCCGCAUGGGAGCUGUGAGAACAUCGUGGCACAAAGUUGUGAUUUAUGGUCAGGGUAACGUGGAUUAUAUCCAAUCUCGUGCUCGCGUGGGAGAACGUGCGCUCGUUGUUGGGGCCCUGUCGUACUACACUCCUCAGACGCCUGACGGCAUGCCAUACAGAGCGAAGAUAGCCGAAGUUGCCGUUCGGCAACGUUGGUCAGGCCACACAUUCAUUCUUAUGCCCCGCACAUCUCAGCUGGGCGACGACUACGCAAACCACCCCGUAGAUGGUGUCAGUGACAGCUACAGCAAUCCUUAA